Podospora pseudocomata is the source of this 1302-nucleotide messenger RNA. RefSeq lists its product as uncharacterized. NCBI's taxonomy places the organism in Eukaryota, Fungi, Ascomycota, Sordariomycetes, Sordariales, Podosporaceae. The transcript has a single exon. The record is from RefSeq and is a predicted model, not a curated record. The coding region runs from base 1 to 1302 and encodes 433 amino acids.
AUGAAGGUAUUGACUCAGGCCAUCUUCUUAUCGGGGGCGUCAACACUUGUUGAUGCCCUGCCUUCAGCUGGACUUGUUUCACCAAGAGCACCACCAGCCGAGUUUACAGCCAAUCCAAACGUUGGCCCUGGUGGUACUAGGUGGAAAGACUCCCCCCAUUUCCGCAUCUACGGCGCAACCGACAAUGCCGUAGCCGACAGGACCAUCGCCAUGCUCGAGGCGGCAUACACCUGCUUCGUGAAUGACCUCGGAUGGCGCAGCCCUGGACUCAGCUACAAACAAGAUCACGACAAUGGGCCCUGGCACAAGCUCAAUGUCUACCAAGUGGAAACCCUUCCCGGAGCUGCCGCCAACACUCCCCUCGACCUCAACAGAGGACUGUCAUGGCUCAACGUGGUCAAAGCAUGGAUGGCAGAGCCAGGUGUCGUCGUUCACGAGUUUGGGCAUGCCCUGACCUACUCGGCCGGGUGGUGGAUCGACCAGUACCGCACCGGUGCUUGGUGGGAGACCGUCGCCAAUUUCGUGGCGGAUACCUACCUCACCUCUCCUCACUGCGCCCCAGCACGGGCAAAGUACAACCAACCUGAAGGCAACACCAUAGUUGAACUCAAAAAGGUCAUUGGCGACUCAUAUCAGGUCAUCGUCGACGGCACAGUCGACACAGCCAACCACUACCAGGCCUUCCCCUUCCUGACCUACCUCCACAGCAACCCCGAUCAGAUUCAGGGACUGGGCACCAGCAUCUUCCCCGGGGUCUGGACACAGUACAAGCGAUACAGCGAUGAGACACCGCUUCACGUGCUUGAACGCCUCAUCGCACCUGGUGGCACGAAGAUCCAGACUGUGGUGGCAAAAUACUGGGCUCGGAUGGCCUUUGUGGACAUCAACCACCCCAAGGCUCAAGCCAUGUGGAGGAGCCAGAGGUCGCAGAUCAACUACGGCAAUCUGGAUAAUCAGGGGAAUGGGCGGUAUAGAGUCAAAAGUGCGAGACGGCCUAGAUAUAUGGGUGCGAACAUCACCCCGCUCAAGACCAAUGGGGCGGUGAACGUCAGUGUCACUGUGACGAUUUCUGGUGCGGGGAAGUUGACGUCUUUCCUUGCGGUGAGACAGACGAGCGGGGCUGUGAGAUAUGUUGAGUUGGUCAAUAGUAGUGGGAAUGUUUCGGUUGGAAAUGGAGAGGAGGCCAUGCUUGUUGUGGUCAAUACUCCGGCGAAUCUGGUGCUGUUUGACCCGUUCAAGUUGACAGCAGAGACGAAUACCGGGGUUGACUAUACCGUUCAGAUCUCAGGAGCUACGGUUUAG